This is a messenger RNA of Aspergillus fumigatus Af293, 1530 nucleotides long. RefSeq names its product kynureninase (gene bna5-1). Lineage: Eukaryota; Fungi; Ascomycota; Eurotiomycetes; Eurotiales; Aspergillaceae. Gene Ontology annotation, cellular component: cytoplasm. Gene Ontology annotation, molecular function: pyridoxal phosphate binding; kynureninase activity. Gene Ontology annotation, biological process: NAD+ biosynthetic process. The record is from RefSeq and is a predicted model, not a curated record.
AUGGGUUCUCGGCUACAUGUUCAGGUAAUCCACGGCGGACCCCCUCUUCCUUACAAAGAUGAUAUCAGGGCAUUUGGCAAAGAAUAUGCAGAGCAACUAGAUGCACAAGACCCUUUGCGUCGCUUCAGAGACGAGUUUAUCAUUCCGUCGAAAAAGGACCUAAAAAGAAAGACUCUGUUCCCAAACGAUGGUAUGUAUUCGUGUGGACACCCCAUUUGCUUCGCUAAUACAAGCUGUGCCUGCGUCCAUGCUGCAGAAACUGAAGAGACAUCCGAUGAAAAAUGUAUCUACCUCUGCGGCAACUCGCUUGGCCUUCAACCCCGUAGCACCCGGAAAUACAUCGACCACUACCUUCGGACAUGGGCAACCAAAGGCGUAACCGGUCAUUUUGUUCCGCAUGACGACCAGCUGCUCCCUCCAUUUGUUGAUGUUGACGAGGCUGGAGCCAAACUCAUGGCCCCAAUUGUGGGUGCACUAAAAAGCGAAGUAGCAGUGAUGGGCACGUUAACGGCCAACCUACACCUCCUGAUGGCCAGCUUCUAUCGACCGACCCCGGAAAGAAAUAAGAUCAUCAUCGAAGGCAAGGCAUUUCCGAGUGACCACUAUGCCGUUGAAUCCCAGAUAAGGCAUCACAAUCUCGACCCAAAGGAUGCCAUGGUCCUUAUAGAGCCAGAAGACCUUGAUCGGCCCAUUUUAGACACAAAAUAUAUCCUCCGAGUAAUCGAUGAGAAUGCGCAUAGCACUGCUCUGAUCCUCCUACCCGCAAUUCAGUUCUAUACCGGGCAAUACUUCGAUAUUCAAAGGAUCACUGCUCACGCCCAGUCUAAAGGUAUCCUCGUUGGCUGGGAUUGUGCCCACGCAGCAGGCAAUGUUGACCUGCGACUGCAUGAUUGGAACGUCGAUUUCGCUGCCUGGUGCACUUACAAGUACCUCAACGCCGGACCGGGAGGGAUGGCAGCUUUGUUUGUCCAUGAGAGGCAUGGCCGGGUGGACAUUGAACAGGCCGCAUCUGGGAAGGAAGCUUUCCAUCCGCGGUUUUCUGGCUGGUGGGGAGGGGAUAAGCAAACUCGUUUCUUGAUGAACAACCACUUCGUGCCCCAGCAAGGAGCGGCCGGGUUUCAGUUGUCCAACCCAUCGGUUCUGGAUAUGAAUGCAGUAGUGGCAUCAUUGGAAUUGUUUAAUCAAACAUCGAUGGCUGAGAUUCGCAAAAAGUCCUUGAACCUCACAGGAUACCUCGAACACCUUCUUCUCCGUGACCCUCAAACCGAGAAUUCCGAGAAAAGACCCUUCAGCAUCAUCACUCCCUCAAAUCCAGCAGAGCGUGGAGCGCAGUUGAGUAUACGCCUCCAACCAGGCCUUCUCGACCGUGUCCUUGAAUCGUUGAAUGAGGAUGCGGUAAUCAUAGACGAGAGGAAACCAGACGUCAUUCGGGUUGCACCGGCACCUCUGUAUAACACGUAUGCAGAGGUGUGGCGAUUCGCCCAGCUCUUCCAUCUUGCGUGUGAUAAAGCGCUUUGCGGUCGAAAGUAA